Molecule: messenger RNA, 1987 nt
Organism: Myodes glareolus (Bank vole)
Lineage: Eukaryota; Metazoa; Chordata; Mammalia; Rodentia; Cricetidae
Gene: Gpha2
Product: glycoprotein hormone subunit alpha 2
Biological process (GO): cell surface receptor signaling pathway
Cellular component (GO): extracellular region
Molecular function (GO): hormone activity; thyrotropin-releasing hormone receptor binding
Source: RefSeq, a predicted model, not a curated record
GGACUUGAACUUAGAAAUCCACCUGCCUCUGCCUCCUGAGUGUACCACCACCACCACCACCUGUCUUGUUAAUUCUUCUUUAUGAUGCUAAAAAUGGAUGGAACCUAGCCUCAAGCUGCUAGGCAAAUGCUCUGCCACUGAACUGCAUCCACAACCCUCAGCCCAUUACAUCCUUGUCCCAGGUGUCAUUCACCACCACGGAUAGAUAGCAGGCUGUUUAGUAGGUAGCCUCUCCUCUAUAACCAGAGCUGGACACCACAGAUUUGCUGAGAAUGGGGUUCAGCUCUGGUUAUAUGGAGUUUGCUCCCUGUUGUUCCAGGGACUAGGGAGAGUCUAGCUCAGAAUUCAUCUGCAGCUGGCCACAUAAGGAGAAAAGCAUUCACAAGACACUGUGACUGACAUGAACCUACCCCUAGUCUGCCACCAAAGCACAACUUAGGUGCCCCUACUCGUGGGACACCCCUUGAACAAAAGAAUCUUGUUCUUGGGAUGGGGAUGUAACUCCCUUGGUGGAGUGCCUCCCUAGCAUCCACAAGGCCCUGGAUUUGACCCCAGAACAUCGAAAACUGGAUGUGGUGGCUCAUGCCUGUUAUUCCAGGACUUGGGAGGUAGAGGCAGAAGGAUCAGAAGUUCAAAGUUGCUUCUGGAAUGCAUGAGAUUGUGUUUUAAGGGGGGAAAAAAUGGUUAUUUUUUUAAUCCCAUUACUUUGCAAUCACUAAAAGGCAGCUAGGCAACAGAGCCUAGAGUCUGUGUUUAGACAGAGAAUGGCUGAUCAGGGAAGAGUCUUGCCCAAGCUUGGUGGGAAGAGAACCCAGCUGCACACAUGUCACACUGGGCCACUUCUGAGCUUGCCUCAGCUCCUCUAGUACUCUACCCCAGACAGCCUUCUGGGAAAGGGAAAUGUCAACCGAGGCUGCUCCCCGAAGAAACCUCAGAGGUGAUUCCCAGGUGGGACUGCUCUGGGGCCUCAGGCUAGGAGGGGCCUGAAAGCUGAUCUCUAGGAAGGCGGGGCUCUAAAACACUGCAAAUAAAAGCAUGGAGAAGCAGUACCAGUUUGGAGACCAGCAGGAGGCACUGGGAGUCUGCUGUUUCUAAUAGCCUGGUGAGUGUGGAAGCUGGGGAGAGCAGGAGGGUUGGGGGUCACAUGGAGCAGGGAAGAGGUUUGUACCCAGACAGUGUGGGGCAUUCCAGGGAAAAUCUGCACAAAAUAGAAAGUCCCAUCCUGAAAUGGCUACUCAUAUCCUUUCGGAGUGGCCCAGGCAGAGUGGCAAACACCCCACAUAUUCCCGCCAAAAACAGGCAGGACAGACAGCACCACCCAGGCACACUUCACCAGUUAGAAGACCCAGCAGCCCGGCCUGUUGACAGAGAAGCACAUCUUCAAAGGCCUCCCCCCCCCCCCGCACCCACUCCUUUUCAGAAGCCCAUGGCACUGCGUGUCCUGCUCUUCUGCCUGCUGGUCCUGGCAGUCAUUGAAGGCCAUUGUCGGGAGGCAGCCAUCCCAGGCUGCCACUUGCACCCCUUCAAUGUAACAGUGCGAAGUGACCGCCAUGGCACCUGCCAGGGCUCCCAUGUAGCACAGGCCUGUGUAGGACACUGUGAGUCCAGCGCCUUCCCUUCCCGCUACUCUGUGCUGGUGGCCAGUGGCUACCGACACAACAUCACCUCUAUCUCCCAGUGCUGCACCAUUAGCAGGCUGAAAAAGGUGAAGGUGUGGCUGGACUGCGUGGGGAACCAGCGGGGGGAGCUUGAGAUCUUCACUGCCAGGGCCUGCCAGUGUGAUAUGUGUCGCCUCUCCCGCUACUAGUGCCUGAAUGGCUCAGGUUCCAGUCCUGCCACUGUAUGCUAUGGGUCUCUCAAAUGAAGGGGCUACUCAGCUCUGCCCCUCCUUAGAGUCAGUGACUAUGACCUCCUUUUACCUGGUCUAUGAGCAGUCUCACUGCUAUGCUGUCCUUUACCCCUGCCCUCAAUAAAACAAGCAAUGCUU